AUCUUCACUCUGAUGAGGGCUCAGAGGUGAUAACACCUGUGGUUCCCCAUCCUGGUAGGAGCUGGCGUGACAUCUGCUGGCUGCCUCCUCUCCUCUCCAUUAGCCAGAGAUAUUGGAUUUCCCACCCAGAAUCUUUAGGCAAAUGAGAUCAUGAUUCUGGAAGGAAGUGGUGUAAUGAAUCUCAAUCCCAGCAGCAGCCUCCUCCACCACCAGCCGACCUGGACAGACAGCUACCCCACGUGCAAUGUUUCCAGCGGGGUUUUUGGAGGACAGUGGCAUGAAAUCCACCCCCAGUACUGGACCAAGUAUCAGGUGUGGGAGUGGCUGCAGCACCUCCUGGACACCAACCAGCUGGAUGCCAGCUGCAUCCCUUUCCAGGAGUUUGACGUCAACGGCGAGCAUCUGUGCAGCAUGAGUCUGCAGGAGUUCACGCGGGCAGCAGGCACGGCGGGGCAGCUGCUCUACAGCAACUUGCAGCAUCUCAAGUGGAAUGGUCAGUGCAGCAGUGACCUAUUCCAGUCCACACACAAUGUCAUUGUCAAGACUGAACAAAAUGACCCUUCCAUUAUGAACACCUGGAAAGAAGAAAACUAUUUAUACGACACCACCUAUGGUAGCACAGUAGAUCUAUUGGACAGCAAAACUUUCUGCCGGGCCCAGAUCUCCAUGACCACCACUGGUCACCUUCCUGUUGCAGAGUCACCUGAUAUGAAAAAGGAGACAGACCACCCUACAAAGUCCCACACCAAAAAGCACAACCCGAGAGGGACUCAUUUGUGGGAAUUUAUCCGUGAUAUUCUGCUGAACCCAGACAAGAACCCAGGGUUAAUCAAGUGGGAAGACCGGUCUGAGGGCAUCUUCAGGUUCUUGAAAUCAGAAGCCGUGGCUCAGCUAUGGGGAAAAAAGAAAAACAACAGCAGCAUGACGUAUGAGAAGCUCAGCCGGGCCAUGAGAUAUUACUACAAAAGAGAAAUUCUGGAACGGGUGGAUGGACGCAGGCUGGUGUAUAAAUUUGGGAAGAAUGCUCGUGGGUGGAGAGAAAAUGACAACUGAGGCUACCACCGUUGGGAACACAAACCAAAACACACACCAAAUAAACAACAGCCAGCAAAGGACUCCUGGGCGUACAUAUUUCAAAGACAACUUUUCUGUGAUGUUUAUGUACCGCCAGGGAGAAAAAUCUACUUCUAAUGUCAAGAAGGAGCACUACAGUUGAUAAAAUAAUUUUUUUUUUGUUACUUUGAAGUAUGUCCUAUACGGAGAACAGAUGUACACAGUUUUCUGUGAAAUAUGAUGCUGUAUGUGGUCCUGAUUUAUUUUUUGCCUCUAUUGUGAAGCUUUUUUUUUCCUAUAAGAAUAACAGGGCUUGUUGCCUUGCUAAGAGAAAGAAAAAAAUUCAGAGGGCAUUAAAUAUUUUCAUACGCAAAAUGAUUUAGGAAAAGACACUGUGUCCUUCCCACAUAAGCACUCACAUGACCUCAUCAAGAGAGAUGGACAUGGCUGUUGGGAUGGAGUUUGGGGUCUCACAUGGAUGGGAUAAACCAGAAGAUGCUGGAAAGCUUGAUAUCUAGGUGCCAAGGCAUGGAGAAAGGGGAUUUCCAAAAUCAGGGUAGGCUGUGAUCCCUGCAUAAUCAUGUGACUUGAAAUGCUCAAAUCAGUAAGAAUAAUGGUGGGGGACUUUUUAUUUAUUCAGGAAUGAUUCACCUGUUCUUCCUUUCUCCUAGAAUUGUUGGUGAAAAAAGCUUAAAAGGAGAGGGGGGAGGGAGAGAGAGAGAGACAGAGAGAGAGAGAGAGAGAGAGAGAGAGAGAGAGAGAGAGAGGGACAAGAGCAAUCCAGGGAAAACUCUAUUUGCAUGUAUUAUUACAGUCUUCUGUCUUUGAGUCAUCUCUGUCUCAUCUGAACACAUCUCAAAGUGAAUGGUUUAUUGCUGAGACUUGCAUUCAGAGGAAAGUCUAAAAACAAGAUAGAAAUUAAAGGCAGGGAGGCGAGAAAAGACAAACAGAAAAUUCAGCUCAGGGGUAAGGCAUUGGGAGCUUCUUCCCUAAUACUGGGAUUGUUCUGGAAUACUUGACUUACUGGGCCAUGAAAUCCAGGAAUGAAAAAUCUGUAGACAAUUUGAAAAUUGAACGUCUAGAUUUCUUUUUGAGACUUUUCUUUUUGGCUUCUUCAUGUUACUGACUUUCUCCUUCACCCCGCCUGUCUGUCUUUAGCAAUUAUAUGGAAGAAAGACUCAUAUUAGUAGGAAGCAGUGCUCUCUAUCAGCCAAUAGAGCCCCUGUUACUGAGUCUUACCCAGUGAAGGUGAGCAAUUCAUACUCACUGGUUGCUAAGUAAUUGCAUGUGUUUAGAAGGCUGGAAGCAAGAAGAAUUAAGAAUUCAUUCUACUUAUAAUGAGGACCAUUACGAGUGGUGAUCUUGGAGCACCCAUAAUCUACCUUCUGAAAAUAUAACCAAAUUAGUUUCAUUUCUGCCUUGCUUGGUCACCUCCACACAGCUUUUAUUAACAAGUAACAAUUAUUGAGAGGACUGAGGAAAAAAAAAAACAGUGAGCAGCAAAGAUCUUGACUAUGCAAUUCAGAUUAUUUCUGCAUAAAGAUACCCAAUUUUUCAAGAAUCUGAGUGCUUUCCCACCAUUUGGUCACGUGUGUAACACACAGAUACUUGCGUGUCCAUGUGUGUCCGAACUAUGUGAGGGUAUCAAGGGCGCCUUCCAAUUCUUUGCUGUUCUUUUCCUGGCUUUGCCUUUUCAUCAUCACCACUAUCUAGAUCUUCCUCAUGCUUACCCUUCCUCAAACCUAGAAGUUUAACGGGCUUUGACUCUUUCUGCUACCUUUCCUUUGAUGUACUGCCUUUGCCAGGGAGUAGGUAAAUCUGGGGAGCACUACGGAGAACAGUUCUACAGAUAAGCAGCAAAUUGUGCUAGUUUCUGAAAGUGGCAGGUUAUUGGCACCUGGCACCUAUUUAACUAGGGCUGCAGUAUUAAGUUCUCGUGUACCUGUCUCUUGUCUUGGCCUGACUUUGCUGCCUUUUCUAUGUGCCAUUCGUGACUUGGAGAGCUCCAGGUAAUUGAGACAUGCCAACCUGGGGUGUGAACAGAGUAGUUCCUACUAGUGUUGAAAGGGGAAUACAAAGUCUUGCUGAGGAAUGUCCCAUUGUUUGGGGGACACACAGCUUUUCACUUGAGAAGUUCAUCCGUGAUCGGUGUCCAUCUAGUCACUAAACACAGUCUCCUGGAACCUCCUUAAGUCCAACUCCUCCCUUCUCCUUUCUAAUGAGCCUUUUUGUUGUUGUUGUUGUUGUUGUUGUUUUUUGGUACCGGGGAUCAAACUCAGGUCCUGGCUCCCAGAACGCACAGUUUCUGGAAGGUGCCAUUGAGAAGGGCAGACCCAAGUUGUGAGCUUUCCUCCGAAUACACUGAUCCUUCCUCAAAGUUCUUGUCUCACUAGACUGUAAGCUGUUUGAGGGCAAGGACCAUGUCCCAUCACUACUGCUUGCCUGGUACGUGGCAUGACGCAGGAAAGUAAAUAUUUGUUGGAUGAAUGAAUGAAUGCAUGAAUGCCUUCUAGAAGACUUCUCUGGAAGGCUGUAUCAAUAAUUGGAAUGCGAAUCAUUUCUUCUCUGGAAUAAGAGCACUACAGCCGUAUCUUCCAGGACAUAUUAUCUGUCGUAAACAUUUUACUGUGAGACUUUUUACUUCAUCUUUCUACCAGCGCAGAAGUGAAACCCAAAGCUGUUCGGUUCCACAAGUCAGCGCGUGUUGGAGAAUUCUGUCACCUUACUUGGAACUGUGAGACUUCUCUGGUACAAGGCGCUAGUAAUUAACUCCUUGACCUAUUUUAACCAAUGAAGAUUAUGAACGUGUUUAUAUGAUGUAAAUUGCUAUUUAAGCAUAAAACAGUUCUAAGUUUUAGCAUUUUUGGGUUGGUUUUUAUUUUGUUUUUUCUUUUUGAGAAGUACUGAGGGAUCUUUUGACAAGGUUAGCAAUGCAUGUUAGAUUUUAGUUUUGCAAGUGUGUUGUUUUCAGAUGUAUAAAAUAUAAGAAAAGGUAAAGCAUCAAGAGAGACAAUUAUAUUAUUCUAGUUUUUUUAAAAAAACCAUUUGGUGAGUGCCUACUAUAUGUGAGGAGCUUGUCUAAUUGUGUAGAGUAUAGCAGAUCCUCCAUGUGUGCCCCUCAAUGGAAGAACAUUACAGUACUCACAAUAUCAGAACAAAAUUACCCUCAACUUUGGUUCUCAGGAUUUGGUUUCUGGAAUAAGACAACACUGAAAGAGAAAAAGAGAAAAAAAGCCAUUGAGACUUUGUCUUAUAAAGCUUUGAAACGUGCCAGGCCUUCACAAGUUGAAUUAAAUUGGGAUUAAUCUUACUGUAGCUAUCUGCAUAGUUCUUGCUUUUCUUGCCAUCUGGUUUCUGGGUUGACAGUUUGUGGAAAGCAACCCUACUGCUUUUAUUGUUUUAAAAAAAUUAGAAAUCUUUCCCUUUAAACUAUGUUAAAUUUUAACCAAGUAUUCCUAUUUUAUUAGAGAAUUAUAUUUUUCAAAAUUUGGGGGUUUGUUUUGUUUGUUUGAUG
This is a messenger RNA of Fukomys damarensis (Damara mole-rat), 4567 nucleotides long. It is a transcript of the gene Ehf, whose product is annotated as ETS homologous factor. The transcript has 9 exons. Gene Ontology annotation, molecular function: DNA-binding transcription factor activity, RNA polymerase II-specific; sequence-specific DNA binding. The record is from RefSeq and is a predicted model, not a curated record. Lineage: Eukaryota; Metazoa; Chordata; Mammalia; Rodentia; Bathyergidae. Gene Ontology annotation, biological process: cell differentiation; regulation of transcription by RNA polymerase II. Gene Ontology annotation, cellular component: nucleus. Bases 151 to 1053 code for a protein of 300 amino acids.